Messenger RNA from Parnassius mnemosyne (clouded apollo), 936 nucleotides. Lineage: Eukaryota; Metazoa; Arthropoda; Insecta; Lepidoptera; Papilionidae. The record is from the annotation of a GenBank genome assembly.
AUGGAUGACCAAGCAUGUCCCCGUUGUAAAACUACAAAAUACCGAAAUCCAUCCCUAAAGUUGAUGGUAAAUGUUUGCGGCCACGCGUUAUGUGAAAACUGUGUUGAUUUACUGUUUUUAAAAGGAUCUGGAUCAUGCCCUGAUUGUAAUGUGCCCCUACGUCGAAGUAAUUUUAGAGUUCAGCUUUUUGAAGAUUCAAUGGUGGAAAAGGAAAUAGAUAUAAGGAAGAGAGUUCUUAAAGACUACAAUAAAAAAGAGGAAGAUUUUGCUACGCUGCGAGAGUAUAAUGAUUAUUUAGAAGAAAUAGAAACAAUUGUGUACAAUUUAUGUAAUAAUAUAGAUAUUGUGGGAACUAAUAAAAGAAUAGAACAGUAUAAAAAAGAUAAUAAAGAAAUAAUUAUGAAAAACAAGGCAAAAAUAGGUAGAGAAGAGCUUGAACUAGAAGAGAUCUUAGAAAUAGAGAAGCAAAUGGAGGAUCUUCGUCGAGCUGAAAUAUCCAGAUUAGAACAAGAAGCAAAAAAGCAAAAGAUAAGAGAGAAAGAAGCACUUAUAGAUGAGUUAAUGUUUGCGGAAGGUGAUGCUAAGGAUAUAUUAAAUACAUUUGCUCAAAGUAUUGCUAAAAAGGAAGAAGUUGAUGUAGUUCCAAUAGUGCCUAAGGUAACACAGUUUUCAACUGGCGUGAAAUUUUCACGUGGCUCAGGCAGUCAGCAUAAUGUCCCAGUAAUAGAGGAAGGUCCAUUAUAUAAAUAUGAAGCACCUAUUAUACCAGACAGAUGCGGUCCAGACCCACCGUCUAUACAAAAUAUUAUCAAUGGAGGGUAUCUGCAUCAUGUUAGAGCAGAGAACGAAACAGAGAAAGCCGGUGGUUAUUCUUCAACACUACCCUGUCUACGUGCCUUACAAGAUGCAAUGGCUGGCCUCUAUCAUGCCAGCUGA